GAGGAGGGACCGGCCCCGGCUCUUUAAAUCCUUUAAAGGGCUGUUCAAAGGGACGGCGGCUGAGAGCUGCGCUUGGGGGGUCCGGCGGCCGGCUGAUGCUUGUGGUCGAAGUGUCCUGAAGUAGCUGGGCCCCCUGCUUCACCCACUUCCGAUCCUGCCCCCCCUCCCCUUCCCCACCCUGGCUCCCCUCCCUCAUGACCGCCUGGGUCAUCCUCCCUGUCAGCCUCUCAGCUUUCUCCAUCACUGGCAUAUGGAUUGUGUAUGCCAUGGCAGUGAUGAACCACCAUGUGUGUCCUGUGGAGAACUGGUCCUACAACGAGUCCUGCUCCACCGACCCCGACAUACAGGGUGGUCCCAAGAGCUGCUGCACGCUGGAGGACAUCCCCCUGAUCAGUAAAUGUGGCACAUACCCCCCUGAGAGCUGCCUCUUCAGCCUCAUAGGCAACGUGGGCGCUUUCAUGGUGGCCUUGGUCUGCCUUCUCCGCUAUGGCCAGCUGCUGGAGCAGAGUCACCGCUCCUGGGUUAACACCAUGGCUCUCAUCACGGGCUGCUUCAACGCCGCCGGCCUGGUGGUAGUUGGCAACUUCCAGGUGGAUCACGCCAAGUCUCUGCACUACAUCGGGGCGGGAGUCGCCUUCCCCGCGGGCCUCCUCUUCGUCUGCCUCCACUGCGCUCUCUCCUACCACGGUGCUGCCGCUCCCCUGGACUUCGCCAUGGCCCACUUCCGUGCUGUGCUCGCCGUGAUUGCCUUCGUGGCCCUGGUUCUCAGUGGCAUCUUCUUCAUCCACGAGAGCUCGCAGCUCCAGCACGUGGCCGCCCUGUCCGAAUGGGUCUUUGUCAUCGACAUCCUCGUUUUCUACGGCACUUUCAGCUACGAGUUCGGGGCGGUGUCCACAGACACCCUGGUGGCCGCCUUCCAGCCGGCCCCCAGCAGAGCCUGCAAGUCUCCAGGGAGCAGCAGCACCUCCACUCACCUCAACUGCACACCAGAGAGUAUUGCCAUGAUCUAAGCGCGGAGGGAGGUCAGUGGGGGACAGCUGAGGCCCCCCACUGGCCCCAGACCUCCAGCUUCCUUGAGUUUCUUUUGUACCAAAAAGAUUUUUUUUAAGAAAAAAGUAUUACUGAUGGGGUGCAUCCUCCCUUUGGAGGACCCCCCCCCAUCCUCUCCUCAACUUGACACCUGUGCCAUGAAGAGCAGCGACCCCUGCUGGCUGCCUGGGGGCCAACACUAAGUCUGCUCAAUCCCAGCAUUCUUAUUUUCAGUGUUUUUUUUUUUUUCGUUUUUUUUUUUUAAACACUCCCUAUCCUCAUCUAUUCACCAAUCCAGCCCUUAAGGUGCCUUCUGCUCCCCACUGGUUCUGAGACCAGGCCACUGGAGUCUUUCUGCAGGAAUUCUGGGGGCUGGGACAGCAAAGGGUAUAGGAAGGAGGCAGCUAGUGGAGCCCCCGCCCCCAGCUUCCAUCUGCUCCGACUUCCUUCCCUUUGCUCCUCCCUGCUUCCCUUAGGGCAAAUAACCCAGCAGAAUCACACGGAUAUUUUAGUACUUUUUUAUAUCGAUUAAAAAUCUAACUCUUGA
Messenger RNA from Antechinus flavipes (yellow-footed antechinus), 1576 nucleotides. RefSeq names its product transmembrane protein 150A (gene TMEM150A). The coding region runs from base 195 to 1010 and encodes 271 amino acids. The record is from RefSeq and is a predicted model, not a curated record. Lineage: Eukaryota; Metazoa; Chordata; Mammalia; Dasyuromorphia; Dasyuridae. Gene Ontology annotation, biological process: protein localization to plasma membrane. The transcript is spliced from 8 exons.